Molecule: messenger RNA, 3642 nt
Organism: Besnoitia besnoiti
Lineage: Eukaryota; Apicomplexa; Conoidasida; Eucoccidiorida; Sarcocystidae
Exons: 2
Coding region: 1-3642 (1213 amino acids)
Biological process (GO): intra-Golgi vesicle-mediated transport
Cellular component (GO): COG complex
Source: RefSeq, a predicted model, not a curated record
AUGAUGGAGGGCCCCGGAGUCCUGCCUGCUUCAGGCAGCACCCCUGAUCUUCCACUGGGCGUCGACGGGGGCUCGUCGCCGCCGCAUGCUCACCCGUCCUCCGCGCCUCCUGAUGCGUCGACCGACUCACUGCCGCCCCCGGGGCCGUCGCAGCUGGUGAUGCCCAGACAAGACGGUGAGUCGCCAUCCGCUGCGGCGUCGCCUGGGGGGACGGGCUCACCGGGCGAGUCGGGGCGUGGCGCGAAGCACCUGGGCGCGGCCGCGUCUGUAGCGCACCCACUCGCGCGUAAGGUAGCGAGGAUUCUUUCCCGUCCCUUCGGCGAGGCAGCUUUCUUGCCAGACGCGCUGACGUGUUUGUCUUCCUUCUACCUCCCUCCGUCUCUCGCGUCGCGCGAAGGCAAUUCCGACGGCGCCUCAACUCCUGUUGUCCCAGACGGCGACGGCAGACGAGGAAUCGCCGCGCAGGUGGCACUUUCGCAGACAGCAGACGCUGCAGGCCCUCCGCCAUUGGCGCCGCUGCUGUACGGGGAAAGACUGCGUAUUCAUCGGGAGUGCCUCGCAGCCUUCGCGCCUAUUCGCUCUCAGAUUCGCGAGAUGACUGCCCACGUUCAGACUCUGUCUACCACCUGUGCGCACGCCUCGUCUCAAUUGCGGCGGAGUCGCUCGCAGCUUGCCACACUCUUUCACGAAGUCGAAGCGCUCCGCGGGCAGCAGCAAACCUUGCAGCGGCGUCAACGGCUCUGUCAGCUUCUCCUCGACGGCCUGCAGUUGCAUGCGCCGCUUUUAGAGGCGCUCACUGGGCACAUAGGGGGCUCCGCCGGGGCCGGCGGGGGGGAGCUGCCUGGUGCCGUGAGGGCUCAGCGCGAGGCCAUCGAGAAGCAGGGUGCCGUCUCGGGUGGGCAAGGGCGACCCAUGCAGGGAGGAGAAGCAGGAGAGGCGACGCACGAAAAUCAACUGGAUGGACGUUUUUUCCUCGCCCUGAAGGAGCUUGAGAAGGUCCGGAAACGGGCGCUGAGGCUUCAAGCCAGAAUGACGCAGCAGCUCGCGCCCAUCGAACGCGAUUUCGCGGAUACCGCGCUCGACGCAAGCGCCUCCUCGGGACCGGAUCGUCUCGACGCGAUGUCCAGCGUCCUCGCGCGCCCGCACUCCGGUCUUGCAGAAGACGUUCUUCAGCAGACUGCGGAUCUGCGAGAGGCCGCUUACGAGCGCCUUUACCUGUGGAUGCAGGAUACCUUCCGGCGUGCCAGUGGCCAUGGCGGCGCGGGUAGUUCUGACUUUGCGAGGAGGAGUGAGGAGAACGGAGGGCGGGGGCGGACGGGGACAGGCAAGACGGCGGAAGCAUCUGCCUUCAGCCACGUCGAGGCUUUUUCACACACGCUGGCGGCAGUGGGGCUCGUCGAGAAGUGGGAGAGAGAGCGCAGAGAGACUCCUGGCCACGAGGGGAAACUAAGGAAAUUGUUUUGCUUGGCGGAAGAAGAAACGCCUCUUUUGCUUCGCGGCUUCCGGGUUCUUGCGGAGCGGCCUGCGUACCUCGAGCACUCCGUUCGGGAGUUCUGUCGUCUCCAGUCCCUUCUCAAUGCCGACAUACUGCGGCAUGCCUCGCGAGAUUCCGAAGGCCAUCGAACGUCUCACGCUUCAGGACGCGCGGGGCCAGCUGGGGCGGUUCUUGAGAGCGCCAGGAAGCUCGCGGAGAACUGGAGAAAGAUGGGGUUGCUCGAGGGACAGAGAGGCACGCCUGAGCACCAGACGCGAGCCUCGGGCGCUCCAGAGACGAAGGACAGGUCUGCCGCGUACGUCCUCACACUCGGCACAUGCUUCGACUCUGUCUCGUGCAUCGAGUCUGUGAAGGUUUUGCGGGCUGCAUUGCAGCAUGCGGCUUACGCACUGGCUGCUGAACGAGCCGUCAUACGCGGGCUUAGGGGACUCCUGCCGCCUGACGACGAGACCUCUCCCUCUGCAGGAGUCCCCAGGGGCCUGACCGCGCCCGGAGAGCCGUCUUCGAGAGGCAAGGAUCCUCGGGAGGUGGACGCAACGCAUGCGGAUGCGGCGCGGGCGCAAGCAGACCUGGUCUCCAAUACGCGACAUCAGGCACUGGGGCUGAGUGCUGCUGAAGGGGGCGCGUCGCCUGAGCGUGAGGCGGGCGAGGAGGCGUGGGAGGUCGGUUUAGACGAAGGCAGGCGGGAACGUCCAGGUCUCGGCAGUCAGGACCCAGGAGAGUCGGGUGCGUCUCCGCACGGAAGCACGCGAGGCCCGAGGGGCGGUCAUGCAGGAAGUCGCGAGCCGUUAACGGGUGGACUCGCAGACGAAAGCAGUUUUGGCGACAUAGCCAUUUGCCUUCUUGAAGAGAGCACAGAAGGUCUAUACAGGCCUCUGCGCGCGGCUAUAGACCAAGCCUUCUCCAUGAUGCGCGCGAGCACCGCUUCCGCGGGGGUGACAGGGGGCAGCCGCAUGCAGCGGCAGCAGCAGGUUCUCGGUGUUCUUCUCAUGGUUCGCCUGUUGGACGCGUACGCAUGUCUGUUUCGCGCUCUCCUUCUCUUCCAGGAGCCUGUCUCUGGGCUUCACAACACGUCUCCUUCUCAUCCCAAAAGGCCAGACGGAGAAGCGCCUUCUCACGCCGAGAGCCGGCUCUCCACGGACGCCGCGCCCCCAGGCGAUAUGGGCAGCAAGGAGGAAGAACGAGGCACGGCCGCAGUGACUGGAGGGGGUGUUUUUCUCGAGCUUACAGCGCGGCUCCAGGAGGCCCUCGAGAUCCUGCAUGCGCCCGUGGUCUCCGAAGAGGAGGAGACUGAACUGUGGCUGCUUGCCUCAGGCGUGGCUGGCGCUGCGGCGGCGCGGCGAGCGCCCUGCACCGGGGCAGGCGCGGUGCCUUCUUCCUGGGUGAACGAGCGGGCUGUCCUCGACCUGCUUCGAGGCAGGAAGGCGGCGGUGUGGGGCCCGGAGGUGCGUUUGCUGACGCAGAGGUUUCGCCUUGGGCGGCGAAGCAGAAUCACGGGGAAGCGCGCAUACGAAGCGCUUGGCGCAGACGGAGACCCCAGCGACGACGAGAGCGAAGAGCUGCAUGCGUGGGUGGAGGCGUCUGUCGCGCCGCUGCUGAACUUUUGCAGGCAAGAAGCGCCACGGUUCGGUGACCCAGGAGAGGCUGCCGUCUGUCUCAUCAAUGCGUACGCAUGCGUCCAAGAACCGCUGCGCCGAUUUCGCGUGUGCGGCAGCUACCUGCGCUUGCUGUCUGAACUCGUGGAGCAGCAAAUGGUGACACUCGUUCAAGGAGAGACUGCCAAAGUGCUCGCGGCGCUCGGACUCGCGGACAGACUCGAGGCCCUCCGCAGAGCGGCGGGUCGAGAGCAAAGUCGAGAAAGCGAUGAGCAAGGGCGGGGGGGAACGCUGACGAGCGCAGGCGAGGUGCUCCUUCGAAAGGAAGAGCUCGGCAAAUUCUUCCGCGAGUUUUACGUGACGCUAUAUGGCGUGAACGCGUUGCAUCUCCAGUACGUGGACAGGCUCAUGCAUCGGCACCUGCGUUCAAAUGCUCGGAAGCUGGUACUGAGCUCCGUGCUUCAGGCGUAUUCUGAGGUCUAUGUUCACACAAGUCACUUGGGUGUGGCGUCGCAUACACCGGAAGAUAUCUCCCUUCUGCUCGGCGUGUAG